Messenger RNA from Fukomys damarensis (Damara mole-rat), 2157 nucleotides. It is a transcript of the gene Prr20g, whose product is annotated as proline rich 20G. Lineage: Eukaryota; Metazoa; Chordata; Mammalia; Rodentia; Bathyergidae. The record is from RefSeq and is a predicted model, not a curated record. The coding region runs from base 1 to 1368 and encodes 455 amino acids. The transcript has 8 exons.
AUGCGGAGCACAUCUGUCCCCUUCACUGCUCAUCACCUGAACCACCGCCUGGCAGAGCAGGGCUUCAUGAACAGCUCUAGUAUUCAGGUUGAGUGGGAGCUGCAGAGAUCCUGGAGAGCAUCCCAGACCUCUGUGGUCUCUGGAUGGUCAUCCUCUGCCCCGCUUCGAAGGGGUGGCUGUUCUGUGGCGGCUCCUUCCCUUUUCUUCUGCAGCUCCCACAGGGACCUCAUGGCCACGGAGCGGAGCGGGGCCAAGAAAUGGGAGACUGGGUGGCGUGCAAAGACUGCCCAGUGGCUGGUGGUGGACACAGAGAGCUUCCUGCUCAAGGUCAUGGACAAGGACGGGUGGGAGGAGGGAAUGUAUGCCCAGAACCGUAUCCUUGGUCCAUUUUUUGGCUUCGCCUCAUCAGAAUGGAGUGUUGCUCGUGAAGCAGAGACACCCGGGAUGGCUUUCUCCACGGAGGGCAGCAGCCUCCAGGCCCAGAGUGACUGGAUAAGCGUCUGGACCCGCUCAGUCGCUCAGUCUUCUUCCUGUGGACUGGUGUCAGCCACAGCCUCGACCUUGCUGACUUCCUCAGACUUCCAGCCAACCCCUCAGCCCUCUUUUCUAGAAGGUUCGCUUGGAAGUGGCUCUGAUUAUCAGACUUCCAGAGCCAGCUGCAAAGAGCACAGCGAGGAAAGCAGGUCUCCCAUGGAGGAACAAAGGCCCCGGAAGCGGCCUCGCACAGUGGCUCCUGAUCCAGCCUCAGAGGGGGACCCCCGGGAGUCAGACCAUCCUAAUGUGGAAUUUGAAGACCUCGGUGAAGCAGAUGGUCCGGCAGAGUCAGGCCAACCCAAGAAACCCAUCGCUUAUGUGAACCCCAUGAGGUUUGAGGUCCCUGUCCGCACAGAGCCAGCUGGACCUACACAAAGAGGCCGCAUCCAGAGAAGACCCCAGCAAGCAGAGAGAGCUCACACUCAGGGACAGGGUCGGAGAGCAGGAAGGCACAGACACUGGGAGACAGACUCCCGGGAGCAGCUAGAACGCUCUCAGGAACCUGUGCACGGACAGUUGGUUGGCCAGGAAGAGCCAGGCCAUCGCGUGGACCCGGAAGCCAGCUGGACCUCAGCCUUCUCCUUCAUCACAGCGUCUACAGUCCGUGAAGAUGAGUUGUUGGGCCGUAGCUCCCACUCAAACCAGCUGGCGGGGGCAAUCCGGGAGCCGCCCCCUGUCUCGGGUUACUGGGCUGUCACAGGGAGGCAGAUUUCAGCCAUCUAUCCCUACAUAGGCUUCAUCCCGCUCUUCGGCUCCUCCUUGUACUUCGUGGAGACCCCAUUCGGCACCCACGUGUUUGGAGUCCCCGUGUUCUUCACCAACAUCGCGCACUGACCUGUCGGCGGCUUCAGCUUCCUUCUCUCCUGCUUGGGACUGUGUGCAGUACGGCUCCCUCCUCACCUGGAACCCAGGGAGAGAAUCCCAUUUCUGCCCCACACUCCCCUGCCUGUACCAAGCAGUGCCUUCCUGGUGUGGCUCCAAAUCCUCCAGCACCAGCCAUCUGCUCCCAAAGCCCCUCCUGGCCAUAUUUUAUCUACACACACAUAUAUUUAGUUCCCCAGUCCUUGUUAAAGUAAAUCAGUAGUCUCUCCUUGUCCUCCCUGCAGCCAUGUUUUUUCCUUCCCAAGAUGUACAACGACCAAAUAUUUUUUUGAAAAGAGGGCACCAGGAUAGGGGAGAGCAAAAAAGGGGGAAAAGUGACACUUAAGGAAAUAAACCUAAUAGAAUAUUCAGGAAAGUGGACUUUUAUAAGAAUAUAAUGAAUAUCCUCAGAGAAGAAUGGAAUGAUGUUUUAUCCGUGAGAUGAUAGCAUGCACCUACAUAAAAAAGCCAAUUACAGAGACUAGGGAUGAGAAACAAGGUGGUUAGAACACAACAUUAUGUGGAUGGUUUGAGUCAUACAAUGGAUGGGGUUGAGGAACUAAUCAGUAACUAGAUGUUUGGGCAGAGGGAGGCCCUGGAAUGUAAAAGAUGUGACGGAUGAGUUCUGCUGCAAGCAGCAUGAACACAGGAGAAACUGAACAUUUGGAUGAGAGCGACAUACAAAGAAAUGGCCACUGAUUGCGCCAAAGUCAUAUGUCCAUGAGCAAGAUAUGAGAAUAGCACGAAUUUGGAAGUAUGAAA